Hepatospora eriocheir is the source of this 285-nucleotide messenger RNA. NCBI's taxonomy places the organism in Eukaryota, Fungi, Microsporidia, Hepatosporidae. The record is from the annotation of a GenBank genome assembly.
AUGAGUAGAAAGAUUAAAAUUCUUAAUGAAUGUUCAUUUUCUAUUGAAAAUGAAGAUCACACUUUAUUAAAUCCUUUAAAACAUGUUAUUGACACUCAUAUUGACAAUAUUGAAUUUUGUGGAUACACAAUUCCACAUCCAUCAGAGGAAUUAGCUAUUUUUACUGUUCAAAGUAAAAAUGAAGAAAAUCAAAAUUUUAGUGUGAUUAAAAGAACUAUAAAUGAAGGUUGUGAUAUGAUAGGAAUGUAUUGUGAUAAAUUAAUAAAUUUAAUAAAUAAAGUUUAA